Messenger RNA from Colletotrichum karsti, 1581 nucleotides. RefSeq lists its product as uncharacterized. Bases 1 to 1581 code for a protein of 526 amino acids. NCBI's taxonomy places the organism in Eukaryota, Fungi, Ascomycota, Sordariomycetes, Glomerellales, Glomerellaceae. Gene Ontology annotation, biological process: siderophore biosynthetic process. The record is from RefSeq and is a predicted model, not a curated record. The transcript has 2 exons.
AUGCCUCCCCAAAUCAUCCACCUGCCCGAUGGCCAAAAGUUCACAGUCACACCCGUCUUCGCUGGUCUCUUCUUCAAGUCGCACGAUCUCACCACCCACAACAACCCGUUUCCGAUCGGCUGGACCAUCGUGCUAAACACCGAGGACGACGAUGACGACGACCCCGAGCCACUCGGAAAUGGCUCCGUCAACGGGGAACAAGAGCCCGAGCGCGCACCUCGUCGCCAUAUCCACAGCUUCAAGCAGCCGACGCUCCAGAACGACAACCUCUUCAUCUCGUCCAUCUCUCAACCGUCGAGCUCCGAGUUCAAGCCCGCCGCGAGCCCUACCCGUCAGAUUGCCAUGAUGCUCUGGGUCACCCUCUACUGGUACUUCCACCAGACCCGACCUUCGCCGUACCUCGUUACCAACGCCUCGCGGCAUACCCCCGAGGCGGCCAGGCCCAAGGGCGAGUGGCGCAUCAACAUCAAGCGCGACGGCGUACUGCGCGGGAGGAACUUGAUCCCGAAGCUGGAACGCAUGGGCCUGAUUGCAACUAUGGACUCGGCCGUCGGGACAAGGUUGGAAGAUAAUGGGGAUGAGUGGUCGCAGAUGUUUGUAUCGCGGCGCAUGUUCUGGCAGAUUCCGGGGCGCCUGUUCCUCUUCACCUUGCAGAGGAAUAGUGCUGGAGGAUCUUUCCCAGACUCGCCAGGCGGCAGCCGACCGACUUCACCCGCAUUCGCCGACUCGAACCAUUCUCGACACAUCACCCCGAUACACUCCCCGCACCAGUCGACGGGUAGCCGAUUCGAAGUCGACCUGCCAGGAGGCCCGCCGCCAAUGUCCCCGAUGACGAUGCCGAGCUUCCCCAUCAGCCCGUUCUACUCGAGCUCGCACUUACCAACGUACUACCCACCAGCGCCUCUGAUGUACACGGUCACGGACGGCGUGCGACACCCCAUCCGCCCGAAGCCAGGCCGUAUGGGUGAAGUGUUCUACACCCGCUACAUCCCGAGCGCCGGCCAGUACCUCUCCUUCCGCGUCGCCUCCCUCGCACCGAACGCCGUUCCCUACCUUGGACCCGUGGGCCCCAAACCGGUCGAAAACUCUCACCUGACGACGAUGUCGGAUACAUCGCUCCUCCAGAAGUGGCUCGCGAAUCCUCGUGUCCAGCAGUUUUGGGGAGACUACACGCCGGGGUUCCUCACCAACGCGCUCAGUUCGAAGCACUCGUUCCCCGUCAUCGGGAUGUGGGACGGCGUGCCCUUCGGAUACUUUGAGAUCUACUGGGUAAAAGAGGACAUUCUGGGCCAGAAGCUGGGCAACGACGCCGACGACUGGGACCGCGGCGUACAUCUCUUCAUCGGCGAGGAGUGGGCUCGCGGGCGGGUGCUGGCGUGGCUGUCCAGCUUGGUGCACUGGUGCUUGACGGACGACUACAGGACGAUGCAUGUUUGUCUGGAGCCGCGGAUAGACAACGCGAGGUUUCUCCAGCAUUUGCAGAGCGCAGGCUUCGCCAAGGAGAGGGAGAUUGCGUUUGCCCACAAGCAGUCUUACUUUAUGCGAUUGAACAGGGACGCUUGGGACGGGCCGGGCUUAUGA